Messenger RNA from Esox lucius (northern pike), 8665 nucleotides. It is a transcript of the gene znf106a, whose product is annotated as zinc finger protein 106a. The transcript is spliced from 22 exons. The record is from RefSeq and is a predicted model, not a curated record. Gene Ontology annotation, molecular function: RNA binding; zinc ion binding; SH3 domain binding. Gene Ontology annotation, cellular component: membrane; cytosol. Bases 161 to 6673 code for a protein of 2170 amino acids. Lineage: Eukaryota; Metazoa; Chordata; Actinopteri; Esociformes; Esocidae.
CAGUCUGAUCAAUCCAGCCGCGGCCAGGAAGUGGAUGAACUUGCGGCAGUGAAAGAGAGAUUUAAAGGUUUUCUUAAGGGACUUUUAAACAACUGUAACUUAGAUUAGCACAGUUUGGUUGGUAAUGUCCUGAGAUCCACCUUCGACGUAAUUAUCCAACAUGGGGAGAGAAAGGAAAUGCAUCCUUUGCCAGAUCGUGUACAGCUCCAAGCAGGAUAUGGAUGAGCACAUGAGGAGCAUGCUGCAUCACCGUGAGCUGGAGAACCUGAAGGGCCGGGACUGCGGGCACGAGUGCCAAGUAUGCCGGGUCACCAUGGUGAGCCUUACCGACUACGCCAACCACAUCUCCAGCCCGGUGCACAAGCAGCGCGUGGAGACGGCGGAACAGGAGGCUGCCGGCAAUGACCAGGAGGAAGAGUACUUCGACAAGGAGCUGGUGACACGUAUUGAGGCCCGAAGGGAACUGAUCAGGAAAGAGGAGGAGGCUGCAGCAAAGCGGGCCAGGGAGCAAGAGGAGUGGAGAAGGAAAGAGGAGGAAGUGCGUACGAAGCAGGAGAAACAGCUUCAGCAGUGGAACACGGCACGGCAGUACUUUUGCCGGAGUGGGGCGUCACUGGACUGGAGGUACCCCAAAAACUCUGCUCCCAUGCCCGCCUGGCAGACACAGGGAGACUGGGACAGGGGGUCCAAUGCGUACGCAGGCCCGGGCCCCUGGCAGAACCAGGACAUCAGGUCUAACUGGCACAAUAGCAAGCAGGGCCGCAGUGCCACCUGGCACGCAUCGGAACCACCAAAUGUCUCCAAGUGGACCUCCGGAGAGAGGGUUAGUCCACACAGCAGAGAUGACUGGACCAACUACAACAACAAAAAAUCAGGGCGGGAGGCUUUUCCCCCCCAGGUCCAGCAGAGAGGAGAGAGGGGGCCCUGGCAGAACAGCAAAGGAGGAGGGAGCACCGCCGGUCAAAAUAACGGCAGCAGGAGGGUUUAUGGCCAGUCUGGUCUUCUCUGUGACCCAGCCGUGAUGGAGGGCCAGCGCAGCAUCGAGUACCCUGACCUGAUUGACUUCACCAGAGACCAGCCAGUUCCAGACAGCUUCUUUAUCCAGCACACCUCGGGCGCUCCCUUCACACCACAAGAUGAAAGCACGAAGGAUGGGAAACAGAACCCGAACGGGGCUACGCUGGGUGGCGCGGGAACAGAACACGACCGUCCCAAUGGGCUCGGGCCCAAGGCGUUUAGUGGUAACCCCAAAAUUGACAAGGUACACCGCUGGUCACCCUACCCCUCCUUGUCUCACAAGGACACAAACACCUCAGAACGGAUCUACAAGGGCCCCCCUCCUCUCCCAAUUCUCCAGACCCCCCGGAACCUCCCUGCCCAGGACUGCAAUGUGGACCUGAGGCCCAAAUGCGACAUAGCGCUGGACCCCUAUGCCUCUAAGUCCUCCGGUCCGAAGCCUGUCCCGUCUCGUGCUGGCCAGCAGCAUCGAGCUGGGCAGCAGAUGAGACCUCCUGACCCCAGUGUUGAAGGCAAGGACCUUGGGAGUAGUAGCAGAAGCCUGAGCAUGUCAAAGGGCAACAAUGGGAGGAGAGACAGCCAAACCUCCAUCUUUGCCUGCGGGUCCAACUCCACCUGUCAGAAGGCAGCUAAGCUGGAGGGCCUUGAGACGGGCCCAUCUAACCUUGAUGCUACCACCGCCAAGACCCACCUCAACCUAACCACAGCCUCCAAGACCCAAGUCAGCCGAGCCUCUAGCCCCAAGACCCAAGCCAGCCGAGCCUCCAGCCCCAGCCCUUCCACCACGCCCAGGAGCCAGUUGAGCCGUACAUCUAGUCAGGACUCUGACCAGUCCAUGUCAUCUAGACGCAGCAGCCAAGAUCUGGCUAGGAAGUUUGGAUCAAAGUCCUCUACCCCCCGACCGGAGCAGGACAAGCAGCUGACUGAGAUGUUAAGGAGAGCCAAGGAGACGCUGUUGGACAAGAGAACAUCAGUGGAUCUGUCCGCUAAGCAUAGAAGAGAGACGAAGGAAAAGGAGGGGGCAAAGAAAGAGAAGGAAUCCAAAAGCCAAGAGAUGAAGAUGAAGAAGACAGUGCCUGACAGCCAGGAGAUGGAGAUGGACACAGUGUCCAACAGCCAGGAGAUGCAAAAGACAAGAGAGAUAGUUUUGCACAUUGAUGAGGAACAGCAGAAGCAGCAGGUAGAAGGUUCUGAGGGUGCAAAGUUUGGAGCCAAAGAGAGACCAAAGAGAGACCAGCUAUCCAGAAGGGUGAGAGUUACCAGAUCCACUAGAGCUGAAACAACAGAGGAAAGAACUAACAGAUUCACUAAAGCUAACCCAGCAGAGGGUAGAACUACCAGAUCAACUAGGGUUGACCCAGCUGAGGAAAGAAUAAGCCGAUCAACUAGAGUUGACCCAGCUGAGGAUAGAACUACCAGAUCAACUAGAGUUGACCCAGCUGAGGAUAGAACUACCAGAUCAACUAGAGUUGACCCAGCUGAGGAAAGAACAAGCAGUUCAACUAGAGUUGACCCAACUGAGGAAAGAACAAGCAGAUCAACUACAGUUGACCCAGCUGAGGAUAGAAUAAGCCGAUCAACUAGAGUUGACCCAGCUGAGGAAAGAACAAGCAGAUCAACUAGAGUUGACCCAGCUGAGGAAAGAACAAGCAGAUCAACUAGAGUUGACCCAGCAGAGGAAAGAACAAGCAGAUCAACUAGAGUUGACCCAGCUGAGGAAAGAACAAGCAGAUCAACUAAAGUUGACCCAGCUGAGGAAAGAACAAGCAGAUCAACUAGAGUUAACCCAGCUGAGGAAAGAACAAGCAGAUCAACUAGAGUUGACCCAACAGGGAAAAUAACUAGCAGAUCAACUCGAGUUGACCCAGCUGAAGAAAGAACUAGCAGAGCUGUUGCUGACCAAAUGCAAACCUUGGUGGAGUCAGGGACAUCUCCAUCAGACAACCCCAUGUCACUGCAGUCCGUUCAGGUUAGCACUUCAACAAUGGAGUCCCCAGGAGGUGCCACACUCUCCCUGUCUGCCAGAGAUGAGCUGGAGGAGGAGAAGAGGGAAAGAGAGAGAGGCCCAGUGGCUGGAGGUGGUGAGGAGGCCAUGCAAAUAUCAGAUGGAAGGCAAGGGUCAGACAGUGACCGCUGCAGAUCCAGUGACCCCAACACUGACCUCCACACAUCCUCUGACCCCUCCCCUGGCUCUGCUUUGGCCACCACCCUGUCAAAGGUCAGUUUGCCCCCUGUCCUAAAAAAGGACCUUACCAAACACGUGGGCUCAAAGACCAAGAUCGGCAGCCAUGAACCCAACCUGAACAUCGCCCGGCGGAUUAGGAAUGUUAGUGGGACGCGCAGAGGUGAGGUGGAGAAAGAGUCUGGGCUGAAGCCAACGUUACGGCAGCUUAUCAGCUCCUCCGGUUCCAGGCGUUGUGUCAACUGGGAUCAGGUGUACCAGGAAGUACACAGGAAGAAGCAAGAGCAGGGGAAAGGCUUGCCCAGGUUUGGUAUAGAGAUGGUGUCGUUUUACCAGGAGGGCUUGAGCCAGGAGGAGGAGAACAUUCCUCUAACUGAAGGGUUUCAAUGGGAGACCCUUUUUGACUUCCGGGACUCUGAACCGGCUGUGGCGCCAGUGACACCCCGCAAACGCAGUCUCUCAGAGAGCAGCGUGGCCCCCGACCGCUUGGCCAACCUCUCAUAUCUGUUUGGGGGUCUGACCAGGGGCCAGGAUCAGACGGUGUCAGAGGAAAAGUCAACCGUAGAUGGACCGGGAAGGAUGAGGAGACGCAGCUCGGAAGAGCAAGGCUCCACGUCCCUCCGAGAUGUCCAGCAGCCUAAGGCGGAAGGGACACCGUGUGAGUCCCGAGCACAGAGAAAAGCCAAAGGGCCACUAGCAGAGGAGCCACUAAGGUCCUUGGUCCAGCAGAAGGCCGACUCCAUGAUGGGGGACAGUAGCUCCGGGAAUGAGCAUAAUGACACCCUGGGAGCAGGGAAGAAGAGGCGAGCGGCCGGGGACGUUACAUGCCCAGAUGUUCCUAGCUCAGAGAGAAAGAAUAAAAGAAUGCGGGUCAAGUCCAAGAAAGAGCGUCUGCAGGUGGACCAGCUCCUGGCUGUAUCCUUGAGAGAGGAGGAGCUUUGCCGGUCCCUGCAGGGGAUCGAUAACGGUCUGAUCCAGGCUCGAGCUGCCUUGCAGGCUGCCUAUGUGGAGGUUCAGCGCCUCCUGGUGGUCAAACAGCAGGUUUCCAUGGAGAUGAGCACGCUCAGAAGCAGGCGUAUCGAGUUGCUUCAGGGAAUGCGAGGAGAUUUUGAGAUGCCUGCUCCGGAUCAGCCAAGAGUGAAAAGCUGUGAAGAGGAGAUGCCUUUAGAGGAUCGACCCCUAACUGACGCCGGUGCCCAGUGCCCUGACCAGCCCAGCCAGCGUCCUGUCCCACUCUACCUCCCCCCGUGCUCCACGCCCCCCUCCCUGUCCCCAGGCCACCACACCCAGCCCCAGACGGUCUCGUCGGGUGUGGUUAUCAAGCAAGAACCCCUGUCGCCGGGUAAAGUGGGCACCGAGACGGAGGCCCAGUCUGCUGAGAGCCCAGUCCACCACGGUCCUCACAGCACCACCCUGGAGCCCACACCUAUGGCCCCUCCCACAGAUUGCGCACAGAGCGGCCAAGCAGACUUUGGGAGAUUGGCGCACCAGAGUGCCAGCAUGGAGCCCUCUGAGGAGAACAGCCUGGCUGUUGGAGGGUCUGCUGAAUCAGGUUCCCCAGACGGGGUCCACUCAGUAGAGAGGGGUGUCCAGGUGACCAGGGGAGACAUCUGGGACAGCAAACCUCCACUGGCCCUCCCGUUUAACCCACCUAGCCGCAGAAGCUCCAGAACCGGACCCCCGGACCCUGUAGCCCCCCCCGUCCUCCCGCCACCCCUCCUUCCCCAGGCGGAGGUGAAGACUGUGAAGCGUGUGAGGAAGUUGAAGAAGAAGAGGGCGCUGAGGAAGGCCCAGGGGACGGACCAGCAGCCUGACAACAGCGACACGGAGCUGGAGGCCGAGGCCGCCUCCUCGCGGCCCGCCAGACACCACCGCACCCGUCGGAGAGCCGCUGGAAGCUCCCCGCCCCAGGUCACCACGUCCUGCUCCAACCCCAACCCACCGGGAGCAGCCGAGGACAGGAGAGAGGUCGGGGUAGAUGCCCCCAGACCUCCAGGGUCCCCAGCCACCAGACCUGAGGCCACUGGGGAUUCUGACUCCCCUCUGGAGAUGGUGGAGCUUCCCCAGGCGCCCCCGCUUGAGGUGGUCAACAUCGACACCUCAGACCCGGAGGAUGACAACAUGGAGGUCUGCAGCCUGGCCUCCCCGCCGCCACGUCCGACAGUCCCAGCGCCGGACACACCGGUGUCGUACUCACCGAAGAACAAGCCCCAGAAUCUGGCGUGCAACGAGGUUACAUCCACCAGCGGGAUGGACGUCAGCUCUGUUACCAAGACCUGUGAUAGUGACGUCCACUUGCCCCUGUCAUCCGCCAAGCAAGCCAAGACAUCCUCAGCUGUGUCUCCAGACGUGUCGUCGGAGCCCGGGGAGGAGGAGCUGCUGUCGGAGGGGGCGUUUAAGGGUCAUCAGGAGGCGGUUAACGCCAUGCAGGUGCACAUGGGCCUGCUGUACACCUGCUCUGGAGACCGCACGGUCAGGGCCUUCAACCUAGUGACCCGUAAGUGUGUGGCUGUGUUUGAGGGCCACAGCACCAAGGUCAACUGCCUUUUGGUUUCCUCAGGACCAGGUCUACAACACCGUCUGUACUCCGGCUCCAGUGACCAGACCAUACGAUGUUACAGCCUUCGGACCAAGGAAUGUGUGGACCAGUUCUCCCUCCCAGACCGGGUUCUCUGCAUUCAUAACCGCUGGAAGGUUCUAUACGCAGGCCUAGCCAAUGGUUCUGUGGUCACCUUCAGCCUCAAGACCAACAAGCAGCUGGAUGUGUUCGAGUGUCAUGGGCCACGUGCGGUGAGUUGCCUGGCAACGGCACAGGAGGGAGCUCGCAAGAUCCUAUUGGUUGGCUCCUACGACAGCACCAUCAGCGUCAGGGACGCGAAGAGCGGUCUCCUGCUCCGCACCCUGGAGGGCCACAGCAAGACCGUCCUCUGCAUGAAGGUGGUCAACGACCUGGUCUUCAGUGGUUCUAGCGACCAGUUGGUCCAUGCACACAAUAUCCAUACUGGCGAGCUGGUGCGGGUCUAUAAGGGCCAUAGCCACGCUGUGACGGUAGUGGCCAUCCUCGGCAAGGUGAUGGUUACCGCCUGCCUGGACAAGCUGGUCAGAGUCUACGAACUACAGACACACGAUCGCCUGCAGGUGUAUGGUGGACACAGCGACAUGGUGAUGUGCAUGGCCAUCCACAAGAGCAUGAUCUACACCGGUUGCUAUGACGGCAGCGUGCAGGCGGUCAAACUGAACCUGAUGCAGAACCACCGCUGCUGGUGGCAUGGCUGUUCUCUGAUCUUCGGAUUGUUGGAGCACCUACAGCAGCACCUUUUACAAGACCACGCCUCUCCCAACACACAGACCUUCAAAUGUCGAUGGAAGAACUGCAACGAGUUGUUCGCUACCCGCAACGGCUCCAAACAGGGGGCGCCCAAGCACAUGCUGCAACACACAGAGGAGGAGUGCCUGGCGGAGCUGACCAACUAACCUGGAGGGCCUAAGGAAGUGGCUGACGCCCCUGUCCUCAACACCCGGCCCCCUUUAUCAAACUUCUUUAACUCCCAUAUUGGGAGGAUCCCCUUGGGACCCACACUAGGUAGCCUGGGGAAACUAGUAUGAAUAAAGAGCACAUCAUUGAAACAAGGUUUAGAAUAGUUAUUUACGCUGGUAUUACCAGGCUAUCUUUAGAGUUACUAAGUGGUGCCAUGCGACUCUAGCCUGAAAUCUGUGUUGUGUUAAUGCUUUGCUUCUUUAAAUAAGUAAUGUCUGACAAUGACUAAGUAUUGCAAAGAGUAGUGUAAUAACACAAAUAUUGUGGUACCCAGGCUAGGGGCCUCUUUCCAUCCAUACCAGACAAUGAUGAUGAUAUCUGUUGGAAUCCAACCUGUCAUAUUUGUUAUGAAGGGAGAGAUGUGUGUUUUAGUGUUUCUUUUUUACCUACUUCAGUGUAACAUCUCCUCCUCAUGGUUAUGUGAUCGUGAAUGAACACUGCUGAUUGUCAGUUGGCCCAAUCACUGACCGAAUGAGACAAGUUACCAUGACUGACUGUUCACAAAGCAAAGAAACUAAUGUCCAGGUAUGCAAGAGUCAUUUAUGUUUUUCUAUUUAAACAGCUUCAAAUACAUUAUCCGUGGCUCGAACCGUCACAGCUUUCUAAAAGACACUUUUGCUGUAUGGCAUGGGUGAAGGGAUGUUUUUAUGAUGUGAGUGGUAGGAAUUUGUGAUGCUAGUGUCUUGUUGAGCAACUUCCUCCUCUUGUUUUCAUCUGUUAUAGAACCCAUUUGUUUUGUUUUUAGUUAUACUUUUAUUUUAGGUUACAGCAGUGGUUCACUCAUAAACCAGAACAGUCCUAGAAGUAGCCCAGUGAAGACUUGAAUUUUUUUUUUAGUAGUCUUGGAUUUUGUUUCUGAGAUGUAUUUCAUUGCAAUGGAGUUUCAUUUAUGUAACUUUUAUUUAAAAAAAGAAAAACAAAUCUCUAUUUAGAACCACCUUGCUACUAAUCUUUUCUUUUUUAAAAAUGUUAUUUAAUAGUGUUAUCUUAUUCCUAUCUUAAUCUUGAUUUAUUUAAAACAAAUUCUGGUGUUGAGUGUGGUUGCUCCCGGAUAUUUCAGCAUUUUGUGGAAGGACGGUGUGAAGUGUUGUGGUCCGAGUUUACCAUUUGAUGAUUUGAUUUUGAGGUGAUGGAGCACUGAGACAUAGUGUGUGUGUUCUAGAUUGUGUGUGUGUUCAAGAGUGUGUGUGUGUCUAUGCGUGGACAGGCACGUAGGAUGAAGGCAGUUUAUUUGUCCCCAUCCUUAAGGCACGUGACAAAUAAGUCAUUACCCUUUGUCAGUUAUUUUCCUGAAUGAGUGCGUUUGCUCUGAAUCUUUUUUUUUUUCUUUCCGUGGGACUUAGUUGAUUUCUUUUAUAGAGCAUUGAGACUGUCCGUAAGGAUUUGUUUUUAAAGGACGGGUGUUUGUGUAGUGAGGAAGAUGGUACAGAGGAGGUGUUUUAAGGGGUUAUAGAGCUUCAGAAACAGAAUCCCCCUCCCAUGCCAUACCUCAAACCCUCCCUUGGGCGACAAACGUCAAAUACACAAACGAAGCUGUUUUUUAGUAUUAAAAAAAAGUAUUAUUUUUUUUCAUGUUAAUGAUUUGUUGCUCUGAAAGUUCUAGCAAUGUUCUUGUGGUUGUGACAUGCCGUAUCCAUGCCGUAUCCAUGUCGUGGCAGCUCAGGGUUGCACACAGUGCUGUUGUAGGUGUGUGUUCGGCUCAAACCGCCACCCAUAAGACGACGUAACACCUCCGGGCGUGCGCAACCCUUCGCAGUCAACCGACGCUGAGUAAAAACAUACAUUAGACCUCUUACCUGACAUUCCUGAGUUUCUUCAAGUUUUAGUUGUUGCCAACGGUUGUGAACUUUGUCACUGAUAUUUUGCAAGAAAAUCUCUGAAAAGAAAACAAUCUUGAAAUAAAAAAAAUAUAUAUUUGCAACAUAAAA